CAGUGUCUUUGUUCGCGAAAAUUGUGCCCACAGCGCAACUCCGUCAAUCGUCGAAUGAUCAAUCAGAGAGCGCCGCGUUCCAUAUCUCGCCUUCGUUUUCGGCCCUCGAGAACCUUCCUGGUAGAAAAGAACGAUCGCGGCACACUUGUUUUGCACGUAUCAGAAGCAAGUUCUCUCGGCUUAACGCAACAUUCUCAACCGAUUUGUGCGCGACAUCGCCGCCCAAUCAUCCAAGUGUGGCAGUGUCCAGAGAGACAGUAUUCUCCACGAGUGAUUAUCGAGCUUAUCCAAGAAGCUCGCACGGAAUCUCUGUUAUCGAAUCGCGUUCGCGCUCGGAGUCUGCCUCGCGAGCAAGAAUUCCUCGACCGCAAGAUUUCAGUCGUAAGGGCAUCAAAUCGAUGCUUGGCAAGAUCUCCGUCUCGCGUUUGCGGCAGAGUAUUGACGCCUCAAGAUUUCCGAGCGAUUCGAACCACGACAGUAUCCGUCAAGUGUGACAAGAGGUCCCGGUGCAAGUUAAUCGCGGAAAAUAAUUUACUCAAUCGAAAAACUCCUUCCAAAAGAAUGACCUCAAAGAAAUGGUCGGUAGAAGAGGUAGAACAUUUAAUUUUGGCUGUCCAACAUAGAAGGGCUCUGUGGGACAUUAGUCAACCGGUGGACCAGAGAUCCAAGGAAACCCGGAAACGACUCUGGGAAGAAGUUACUGAUGAAUUGAAUGGUGUAGUCGACGCAAUUGCUGUAAAGCAGAAAUUUAAAUCAUUACGCGAUACAUAUCGCAAAAUUGUCCAGUCAGAGCAGUACCUUCCGAGUGGAUCUGGGAGGAAUGAAAAUGAGGACCGUCACAAGUGGAAGCACUACGACAGAAUGGAGUUUCUUCGUGAUACCAGUCUAUCGAAGGACACGUCUAGUAAUAAUAUUUCUAUCACAGCGAACGAGCUAUUAAAUAAAUCGGUGGACCAGUCAACUUCUCAAGUACAAAAUCCGAUUGACAUAGAUCCAAAUGACAGUAGUAGCACAGAAAGCGAGACAGAAACGCCAACUUUAUCAAGUACUUUUACGAGUGGAAAAAGCCGAAGACUCAAUACCAAUUUUACUAUUGAUAGCGAUAUAUCAGUUGCUUCUAUGCAUUUGUUGGAUAAACUAAUCCAAAUUUUUGAGAGACGGGAAAAGGCGCAAAAUGUUGCACCACCAAAUAUAAAUGGUCCAUUCGAUGAGGUGGAUCAUACGCUACAAACAGCAGCAUUACAUUUGCGCAAAAUGUCGCCUCAACUACAAAUGCGAACUUUACAGGAUAUUGUCCAAAUGACCUUCUCCAGACUACAAGAAGAAACGAAUAAUAAUUAAAUUUCUUUCAGCUAGAUGUUUUAGAAGAUUCCGACAACACAUUUUAUAUUUUUUUUA
Messenger RNA from Temnothorax curvispinosus, 1398 nucleotides. RefSeq lists its product as uncharacterized. The record is from RefSeq and is a predicted model, not a curated record. The transcript is spliced from 5 exons. Gene Ontology annotation, cellular component: transcription regulator complex; nucleus. Bases 55 to 1341 code for a protein of 428 amino acids. Gene Ontology annotation, biological process: regulation of transcription by RNA polymerase II. NCBI's taxonomy places the organism in Eukaryota, Metazoa, Arthropoda, Insecta, Hymenoptera, Formicidae.